AUGUCGAAAACUCGCCGUAACGUCAGGUUUACUCGCCGGAACAAUGGUGAGCGCCGUCUGAGCGUUUCCUCCGACGUCAGCGACGCCCCUUCAGAGCCCGCGAGCCCCAGCAAAAAUGGCAACGGCUCCAAACCCGCAACGAUCGUCGAAGAGCCGCCCCAGUCCGACUACGAGAAGAAGAAGCAGACAUUCAUUACCCGGACGAUAUGGACCUUCGUGAUGAUCGCCGGUUUCUUCGUCGCGCUGUUCUCCGGACACAUCUAUAUUAUCGCUCUCAUCACCGGAAUUCAGAUCAUCUCCUUCAAGGAAGUUAUCGCCAUCGCCAACAUCCCUAACAAGGAAAAGAACUUGCGCUUCACCAAGUCGUUGAAUUGGUACUUUUUGGCGACGACAAUGUACUUCUUGUACGGAGAGAGCGUCAUCUACUACUUCAAGCACAUUCUGUUGGUUGACAAGGUGUUGCUGCCACUUGCGAACCACCACCGAUUCAUCAGUUUCACCCUUUACGUCAUGGGCUUCGUCUUCUUUGUCGGAUCCCUGCAAAAGGGCCACUACCGAUUCCAGUUCACGCAGUUCGCCUGGACCCACAUGGCUCUGUACCUGAUUGUGGUGCAAGCUCACUUCGUGAUGAACAACAUCUUCGAGGGCAUGAUCUGGUUCUUCCUUCCGGCUGCGCUUGUCAUCACGAACGAUAUUUUCGCCUAUGUCUGCGGAAUUACCUUUGGGCGCACACAACUUAUCCAGCUUUCCCCGAAGAAGACCGUUGAGGGUUUCGUUGGCGCGUGGGUGUGCACUGUUGGCUUCGGAUACUUCAUGACCAAGUUCCUCAUGCGCUACAAGUACUUCAUCUGCCCCGUUAACGACUUGGGCGCAAAUGCCUUGACCGGCUUGGAAUGUGUGCCGAACGCAGUCUUCACCUCCCAACCCUACUCUCUUGAGUUCUUUGGACUGGACCACACUUUCUGGAUGGAGCCCAUUCAGUUCCACAUUUUGGCUUUUGCCACUUUUGCUUCUCUGAUCGCUCCGUUUGGUGGUUUCUUCGCAUCCGGCCUUAAGCGCACCUUCAAGAUUAAGGACUUCGGCGAGUCUAUUCCCGGCCACGGUGGUAUCACCGAUCGCAUGGACUGCCAGUUCAUCAUGGGCUUCUUCUCCUUCAUGUACUACCACAGCUUCAUUGCUGUCUACAAGGCCAGCGUGGGAGACAUCAUUGAGACUGCAAUCAAUGGUCUUACUGUUGACGAACAGCUGGAAGUUGUCCGUGGUUUGGGCAAGUACUUGUACAACCAAGGUGCUGUCUCAGAGUCGAUUCUGGAAUGUCUUGUCACUGAGCUCAAGCGCCGAUGA
Messenger RNA from Penicillium olsonii, 1344 nucleotides. The record is from the annotation of a GenBank genome assembly. NCBI's taxonomy places the organism in Eukaryota, Fungi, Ascomycota, Eurotiomycetes, Eurotiales, Aspergillaceae.